ACCACGUUUGGAAAGCCUUAUCACCAUGAUUGGAAAAUACUUGUUCAAUUCUGCCUUUAAAACAAAUUUAUAUUCAAAAUCUUCGCUUUUGACUUUAUCCAAUAACAUUUCAAAAAAAUCAAUAUCUCGUAAUUUAGCCUUCUCAUCAAAUAGCAGCAGCAGCUUAGAUAGAGCAACUUUCACAAUUAAAAACGGUCCAAUUUUCAAUGGUUUCUCUUUCGGCGCAAAUAAAAACAUCAGUGGUGAAGCUGUCUUUACCACCUCUUUAGUUGGUUAUCCAGAAUCAAUGACUGAUCCUUCUUACAAAGGCCAAAUUUUGGUCUUCACCCAACCCUUGAUCGGUAAUUAUGGCGUUCCAUCUCCACAAAUCAAAGAUGAAUAUGGCUUAAUUAAAUACUUUGAGAGCCCCAAAAUCGAGUGUAUUGGCAUUGUUGUCGCUGAUGUCUCAUUAAGAUACUCCCACUGGAAUGCUAUCCAAUCUUUGAGCGAAUGGUGUAAAAGUGAGGGUGUUGCCGCUAUAACUGGCGUUGAUACAAGGGCCAUUGUCACACAUCUUAGAGAAGUUGGUUCAUCAUUAGGUAAAAUUUCAAUUGGUGAAGAAUAUGAUGCCGAUGAAGAUGAGGCCUUUAUCGAUCCUGGCUCAAUCAACUUGGUCCAUAAAGUAUCAACCAAAGCUCCAUUUUAUGUUCCUUCUCCUACAAACAAAUACCACGUUGCUGUCAUUGAUUGUGGGGUAAAAGAAAAUAUCCUAAGAUCCUUAGUCUCAAGAGGUGCUUCAAUUACUGUUUUCCCCUACGACUACCCAAUCCAAAACAUUGCCAAUAACUUUGAUGGUAUCUUCAUCUCAAAUGGUCCUGGUGAUCCAACCCAUUGCUCCACCACUGUUCACAAUUUAAAAACUUUAAUGGAGUCGGAUUACAAUGCUCCAAUUUUCGGUAUAUGCUUGGGCCACCAGCUAUUAGCCUUGGCCUCUGAUGCCAAAACCAUUAAAUUGAAAUACGGUAACAGAGCACACAAUAUUCCUGCUUUGGAUCUCACUACUGGUAAAUGCCAUAUAACUUCUCAAAACCACGGUUACGCUGUUGAUGCUUCAACUCUACCUUCCUACUUCAAGCCUUAUUUCAUCAACUUGAACGAUCAAAGUAAUGAAGGUAUGAUUCAUGUUUCCAAACCAAUUUUCUCAACUCAAUUCCAUCCAGAAGCCAAAGGUGGUCCAUUAGACUCCUCGUUCUUGUUUGACAAAUAUUUCGGCUUGAUUGACGAAUACAAACUCAACCAAUCCAAGAUCAAUGGUUCGGCCCCAAGAAUUCAGACCAGUGAUACUUUAGUCAGUGUCUUCCCCAAAGAACGUAUUCAAUAAUUUGUUGAAUCAAAUUUUCUAUUAUAUUGUCUCAUACUAUUUUUUUCAAUAAACAAUACUUUUACUUGAGCUGUACAUAAA
This is a messenger RNA of Ascoidea rubescens DSM 1968, 1441 nucleotides long. RefSeq names its product carbamoyl-phosphate synthase (glutamine-hydrolyzing) CPA1 (gene CPA1). The transcript has a single exon. Gene Ontology annotation, biological process: L-arginine biosynthetic process; L-glutamine metabolic process; 'de novo' pyrimidine nucleobase biosynthetic process. The record is from RefSeq and is a predicted model, not a curated record. Bases 26 to 1360 code for a protein of 444 amino acids. Gene Ontology annotation, cellular component: carbamoyl-phosphate synthase complex; cytoplasm. Gene Ontology annotation, molecular function: carbamoyl-phosphate synthase (glutamine-hydrolyzing) activity. Lineage: Eukaryota; Fungi; Ascomycota; Saccharomycetes; Ascoideales; Ascoideaceae.